UUAAUACCGCUGUUCUUUGCUGCUAGCGGUUAUUCCGAUUGAUGGGGCGCGAGAUGUGACGUAGUGAAGUGCGAGACUCGGUAUCGAAUGCCAAGCGCAGAAGUAGUGAAGACGUUUUAUACCGAGUUAAGCUUUAGAAGACUCUUGUUGUUUCGAAGAUGGAGAAAUAUAGAGUACACUUGUGGGCGAAGACUGACCCGUUUCUUGUAGGUGCAUUACCUCAUCCUCCCCCUGCUAAGUUUAGCAUGCAUUACCUACGGAAGAUGGCUACCUAUGUUCGUACCCGAUCAGGAGAAGGAUGCUAUCCCAGGCUUUGCUGGAGUAUGUGGCGACAUAUUGCGUGUGGCAAACUGCAGCUGGUGGAAGAGACGGCCUGGCUUUACUUUGAGGUGUUUCAUAACUUGUCGGAGCGCAGUGCACCCAAGAGUCUGGAGUGGGCUGAAGUCGCCUCCAGCUGCACCUCUGUGGAAGAGUAUGAGAAAGCAAGGAGCAAGCUCUCCGUUGAUACUUUGCAGUUUCUGCUUUUCCUGUACAUUCAGCAGAUAAAUAAAGUCUCUUUGCGAACUUCAUUAAUUGGAGAGGAAUGGCCCAGCCCGAGACCCCGAUCCCCAGCUCCUGAUUUUGCUGGUCAGUCAGGUUUCCACAACAAGAACUGGGAUGAUUAUAGUCACCAUACGUUCAUGCAAAAUCAUAUAUCCAGUCUCCUUGAGUUACUCUUGGAACCUGAGCAACUUACUAAAUCAUCCCAGUCCAGCCAUUGUAGCUUGGUGUCCCUAGAAGCUGUCCGAGCCAUAGGCUUCCUUAUUGAGGGAACAGUGGAUAAGAACAGAACUAUCCAUCCUUUUCUGGAUUUGGCUAUCUGGCAACCAAUGCAACAUAGAAGUGGAUACUCACGGACCUCCAAUACCUUUUUACUGCAAAAACUGCAAGCAUGGAUAAAGGAGUGUCUUAUAGUGAACCCAUUUGGGAUGUCGGCAUGUAUCAAAUCUGGAAGAAAGCUGGCAUGGGCAUAUCAAGUUGAAGGAUCAAAUAAAAGGGUAAAAGUCGCCUGCAACACAUACAAGGUUCCUCAUAGCUAUCGUAUGGUUAUUAUGAGUCAAAUCUAUAAACAAACCUUGGCUAAAAGUUCAGAAACUCUAGUGGAUUCUCGUGUUAAAAUUCACCGCUGCAAUGAAUCCUACAUAUACCUACUUUCUCCACUGAGAUCAGUAACAAUUGAGAAAUGCCAUAACAGUACGAUCAUCUUGGGCCCAGUUCAGUCCUCUCUUCAUGUACAAAUGUGUGAAAAUUUGAAGGUCAUUGCCGUUUGUCACCGUCUGUCUCUCUUGUCCACCACCAAUUGUACUUUUCAUAUACUGACUCCCACUAGACCUCUAAUCUUCUCUGGCAAUCAGGGUGUGAUAUUUGCUCCAUAUCAUACACAUUAUCCAAUGCUUGAAGAUCAUAUGGGACAGACCGGGUUAGCUACAUUGCCUAAUUAUUGGGACAGGCCUCUUUGCCUUUGUGCGGAUAACAGUGACCAAAAAAACUGGAGACUGCUUUCAUCACGAGAAUUUUAUACGUUUGUUGUACCUUUUGAAAUGGAAGGUGACACAACUGAAAUUCCUGGAGGCCUCCCUCCAGCUUUUCUUAAAUCUAUUCUGCAAAGAGAACAAAAGGUGCACAUGUGGCAGAAAGCUGUUAAAGAAGCUGGAUUAACAAGAGAACAGAGGAGACAGUUCCAGGCUCUUGUCGAACAUGAGUUCAAUGAAUGGUUAAAGAACACCGAAAACAGACAUCAACUGGACAGCCUUGUUCAACCAUCUGAUAUUGCUAAACAGAUUGCUGGAUAAUCUAGACCAAUUUUAUGUACGCAUUUGUAAACCAAUGAUUUGUCAAAGGGGACAAGUUCCUUUGUCUGUUACAUGGCCCCUAUAUAAAUCUGCUCUAAUAUAGCUCCAUGUUUUUGUGAACUGUGGUCUGUGAUCAUUCUUUUUCAGCAGGUCCUUCACCUUAAGACUAAAAUUAAGGUUAGGGGAGUCACUACCACCAGCUUCCCUAUAAUGUUACGUAGAGCAAGCCCCCUUAGUGCUGGGGUUAAUUCACAUUAAGAUGGGAUGCUACAAAAUGAAAUAUUUUUCCUAUUUUUUUUUUUAUAUAAUUUGUUUAUAAAUGAUACAGCAAAUUGGUACAAAAACAUUUUUUAAACAUUUUGAAGGUCAAAGUAUAAACACUGUAAAGAAAGUUAUAUACUUACUGUCUGCAUUUUGUACACUUUAAAUAAAAUAUGCAAAAUAGUUUGGCAUAUUACAAAUGAAAAUGUGGCGUAAUAACUGUGAAGUUUUAUUUUUCCUUGAUUGAGGUUACAAAUUGGCGACAUCGUUUACUUUUAAUUGCUUGCACUUUUUUCUUUAUUUUAAAAAAAAUUAAACGCAUCUUUAUGAAAGAA
Molecule: messenger RNA, 2428 nt
Organism: Spea bombifrons (plains spadefoot toad)
Lineage: Eukaryota; Metazoa; Chordata; Amphibia; Anura; Pelobatidae
Gene: TBCCD1
Product: TBCC domain containing 1
Exons: 6
Coding region: 159-1832 (557 amino acids)
Biological process (GO): maintenance of Golgi location; maintenance of centrosome location
Cellular component (GO): spindle pole centrosome
Source: RefSeq, a predicted model, not a curated record